Poecilia reticulata (guppy) is the source of this 9373-nucleotide messenger RNA. The record is from RefSeq and is a predicted model, not a curated record. Lineage: Eukaryota; Metazoa; Chordata; Actinopteri; Cyprinodontiformes; Poeciliidae.
CUCUGAAGGUCCGACUCCCUCGAUUUGUUUUGGACUAAAUCUGGGAUUUAUCGACUAAACCGAUGCGCAGAUUAUCUUUGUACUAACGGAAAUCUCCUUGUUCUCCUGAGCCAUUGUGGGAUUUCCGGAGCUGGAAGGGAAAUCUCUGCUUUGGCUGGAACAAAACUAGAGAUGGGAAGAGAACUAGUUGCAGAAGUCGAGUUCGCGUAGUCCUGGUUUGGGUAAAUGUUCCUGGCUGUUUUUGGACAUGUUGGAGGAAAAGAAAGCAGUCGGAUCUCCGCAGGAGAGAAAAACUUCAAACAUCAGCAGGAAGAAAAUCCAGAGCUUCAACGCAGAAAACGCCAACGUUGCCUCAACCAACGGCAACGUCAGCAAUUAUCCACAAAGCUUUUCUUUGCUUUUGGAGAAUUGCGCCCCGUGUCCUGCUCCAGGGGUCCUAACAACCCCACUUCUCAGCGGGCUUCCUGGGAGCGCGCCACUGACAGGAAGGCAAGCUGCUUCUUUGCAGUUGGCCCAGCUGAAGGCUCAGCUAGCAUUAACGCAGAUGAACAAUGUUCUCGCUGUUGGUGGCUGUGCUCCAACCUUGACAUCAAACACCCACAUACCUGCUCCGGGAUUGCCCACAAAACCACCUUCGCCGACUGCUGUGGCCAUCAAUCUCCUGAACCUUCUGAAAAUUGCCAACACUAUGUCUCAUCCCAUGUAUAAUCCCUUUGCCCCUGGCAAACAGAUGCCAUCCCAGGGACCUUAUGGACUCUCUGGUGGGCAAAUGGAGAUGGACCCUCGGAGGCCACCGCCUCACUUUAGCUCUGGUUCCAACUUCAGCUCUUCUGGAUCUUCUGGUCUUACCUGUGGACCCUCUGGAGGACCUAUACCGUCCAUUAUGUCUUUACCAGGAAACUACAGACCCGAGAGAAAUAAGAUUACUGUAGAUGAAGACAUAGACAGAUGUUUGGACUUGAAUAUCAGUAGAGCCAGGGAGGAGGUGAUACAAACUUCCUCAAGCCAAAAUACCCAAUUUACUAACGUUCAAAGAGACAUAUUUCCUUCUUCAUACAAAGGAAUGCCUUCAUAUUUGACAUCUUCUGCUACUCUAGUAAACAAACCCUUUACUGUGGAUAGUAGUAACAACAGUUUGGACUGGUUGCCUAUAUGCCAGAGGGGUUCAGAGGAAGAGUCAUCAAAAAAAUAUUCAUCUGCGUCCUCCACCUUCCUAGGCAGUGGUGAAAGUCUUUUCAGUACCUCCAGUGAAGGAAAACAUAUGUCAUCCAUUCCAGGUUUGGGUGGCUAUGACAUAAAAAGACCAGCUACGUCUAUGCCUCCUCCGGAGCCCAUUCGCCCCAAGUAUACUUCAGAAUCAGCCUCGAACAUUCUCCUGCACUUUGGUCUUGAAAAAGAAGACUUGGAACACCUAAUCUCUUACCCAGAAGACCAGAUAACACCUGAGAACCUGCCUUUCAUCCUAAGGCAAAUCAAGCUGGAGAAGGAAAAGAAAGCUGCAAUUGCUGUUCAAUCCAACCCCUACAGUUCAACUCAACCCAUCAGAAGUAUGGGUGAAAAGGACAAGUUUAUUCCUUCCAUGGGGGGAGGGUUCAAUUCAGAUCAAAUAUCAUCCACUGUUCUUAAACCAAGUAAAGUGAUCGAUUAUGGACAUACUGGCAAAUAUACCACAGAGCUUGGGAAUGAAGUUGGAAGAACUGUUGGCAGUUCUGCUGUAGCUGGUGUGAGUGGAAGUUUGCUAUAUACUGACACUUUCAAACCUAGCAGUCAUGUCAAAGAUCCACUUCAAAGAGGCCCUGGAGAGCUGAAAACUGGACCAGCUGUCUCUUCACAUGGCCAGAUGAGUUCUGUCUCCACUGUUGACUCACUGAGGAGCCAUGUGGCACCAUCAAGCAGCGAUCCAUCUAAAAAAUUGGGAGUCCAAACAAGCCAGACUUCAACGUCGCUCUUCCCAUCUUUCGGAUUGCUGAACAAGGACACAGAAUUAAGUCGACUCAAGCCCGAAGGCCCCAAAAUUCCUCCCCCGAAGCAGCCAGAGCCAGCUCGCCAGGCAUCCACUCAACCCCAGCCAUUCAAUCCACCCUGUAAUUUAAGUCGUGGAGUUCAUCCUGGGCGUCCCGGCCUCGUGCUUAUUCACAGUAACGACUCUCACAACAAUAAUAAGAGCAAAACUCAAGGUCAAGGAUUAAAAUCUUCAGAACAGGGGAAUAAGAUACCAGCACAACAGCAGCCAAUUCAGCAGACUCUGCAGCAUCAAGGACCGCCACCACAGAAGCCACAAUUUCAAAUGCAUCUGCAGCCAAUUCUGCAGUUGAAACAAGUACAACAAGGUCCUCCUGCUUCUAUGCCACCCCGGUUGGCUCCCUUUCCAGGUCGUCCUGCUCUACCUACACCAGCCCAAGUUCCAAUCCGUCCUCUUCUUCCUAUGUCAGCCCCAGUGCUACUUCGUCCUUCUCUACCUACACCAGCCCAAGGCCGGAUGGAAGCCAUGCCUCGUAUGCCGCCUCCAGUUUUCAAAGACCAGACAUCAGUACCAAAGAUGGGUCCGUCCAAACUACCAACACCGGCCAUGAUGCAGGACUACGCCGCGGCAACACCAAGAAUAUUUCCUCAUACCUGUUGUCUUUGUAUGAAAGAAUGUACCAAUAUGAAGGACUGGCUCUCCCACCAGAACACUAGCCUUCAUCUCGACAGCUGCAGACUGCUGAGGUUACGAUGCCCUGAUUGGGAUGGGACGACACUGGAGUUAUUGAGUGGUCCAGGUAAAGGUUCCCAACCCUCGCCCACAGCUGUUGGCCAGAGUUUCCAUGAGACUCGUUCCCAUUCCCUUAGCCCUCAACGCCAACGUGGAUCAGAGGACAGCAAGGAAAGUCCGCACCACCAUUAUGGGUCAGAGAGUAGAAGACAAAAACGUAGCAGCCGCUCUCGAUCACAUAGUCCACAACGCCAUCAUUCCUCCGACGGUCAACGAGAGAGACGAAGUAGCAGAUCGCCACACACCUCCAGACACUCUCGCAGGUCCCGCUCUCGUUCCUAUGAUCACCCAACCUCGUCUCACCACCGCUCACGUUCAAGAAGUUACGAGAGACGAUCACCUCCCAGGAAGAGGGAAGCCAAGCGGUCGUCACCAAGGAGAAGCUAUGAGCAUCGAUCGUCUCCAAGAAGAAGCGACGAGAGACACUCGUCACCAAGGAGAAAUCGUGAGGCGCGGUCACCAGCGGAGAGAUCCGCGCCUCAGCGUAAGAGGUCCAGAAGUGCCGACAGACUGGCUAAGAGGCUCCUGGAAACAACAGCUGUCCAGUCUCUGUCCAAACAAUCUAACCUGGAGGCCAUGGUUAAAACUCUGGCUCCUGCGUUACUGGCUGAGCUGGCUAAGAUGAAGUCCUCUUCCAACACAGAGAAGAAGACAUCUUCUGCUAAAUCAGCUAAAGCCACAUCCAGCCAUCCAAAGAGCGGGAAAAGCUUUUCAGCGAAGCCUAUGUCUGCUGAGUCCUUAUCUGCUGGCAAAGUGAGGCUCUCUAGCGUUUCUGCUUCCCUUUCUCAUGACGACAUUUUUGAUGCCUUGGAGAAAUUUGGAAAAGUCAAAGAAGUGAAUAUAGCAAGAGCAUCACUGCAGGCAGCCGUCCAUUUUGAGAAAGAGGCAGAUGCAGAGAAACUGAAGAAAUUACAAUGCUUCCAAGUGAAAGGACUGACUGUCUACAUUGACAAAAAAAUGAAUGUUGUUUCCAAGAAACCUCAGUCGGCGCAGAAAAAGUCUGCAGAGUCCAGUACAACAUCCACUGGGAAAGCUAAGACACCUGCAUUACCUGGGGCUAAAACCAUCACGACAGGCCAAGUUGCUCCAAAAGCAAAGGGUGUCUCCACCAAGCAGGUAGCUGUAAAGAAACCCAAUACAGCUGGAAAAAGUGCAGUAAAACCGUUUGGAGUUAAAAUUAAACAGGGGCCACGAGUCCAAAAAACCAAAAGUCCAGUAAAGACGGCUGAUGCCGACGAUUCUAAAGACGAAGCGACAAACACGAAACCUGAAAGUGAUGAAAUAAAAUCUGCUGAAACUCCCAGUGAGACCGCUGAGGUGAUGAAGACGUCGGAUACGACUGUCGGUGAUGAAGAUAAAGAGGAGAAAAUGGAAGUGACUCCUGUAGCAGAAACAUUGUCAAACCCGGUGAAGGCUGAAACCCAACCAGACGCUUUGGGUGUGAAGGACUUGGAGUCCAAAUCAGCACCGUCAGAAAACCAGCCGGUUGCUGCCAAAGCAGAAAGCCAAGAGCUCCCCCUGGUGUCCAAAACCGUCGACAUAGUGGGAACCUCUGAAGAGAAUCAAGUAGAAGAAUGUCUCAAAGUGGAUUCUGUAAGAAUCAAAGUUGAAGAUGUUGAACGUGGAAAGGCUGAACCAGGAAAACCCAUGGAAAUUUUGAGUUCUGCUGAGUCCAAAGACCAAGUUUCAGAAACUGUAAAACCAGCUGCUAGAGUUAAAACUCCGCCGUGUUUGUCGUCUCCACAUAAAACCUCUGCUGAUCCAGGUCAAACACGGCAAACUGCUGUGAAAACCAAAAAAAUGUUGGAGAGAGACUCAUCGCAGGUCCAGCCGUGUCCGAUGGAGGAAUCGGAACCCUCAGCAGGAAAGUUAAAGACAGAAACUGAGCAACUACAGUCUCCAAAGAAGACAGAAACGAAGCAGGAAGAUGUAAGCAGUCAUCUGACACCAGAGCCUGUGAGCGACGUCGUAGCUGUGAAGCUUGAGGAACCAAAAUCUGCUGAAGCGAAGCCUGAUGAUGGCGUAGCGGCACCAGCUGACGUUUUCUCCCUCGCAGCCGCGGUGAAGACAGAAAAGCAGGAGCAGCAAAAAGAAACGCAACACACAGCAGAGAAAACUGUCAAGUCCUCGACGCCUCUUUCAAAAGAUUCUCAUAAUGAGAAACAGCCUCCACCUCAGACCUGUGCCUCAGUUUCUCCAACUCCAGCAGAACCCAUCCAGUCAGGUUCCGUCAAAGCAGGAUCAACAAAUGUUUCAGAUAUGAAGGCUGGAAAAAACGAAGCGGAGGUCGUUGCAGUCCCGACUGCGUCUUGUAAAUCCAAUGAAAAUCCUGAGAGGAAGCGGUCACCCAGAGCUCCAGUCGUCCCUGCAGAAAAACAAGCCAUGCCUGCUCCGUCCACCUCUACCAUGUCAGUCGCGGCUUUGGGCAACCCAGAGGACGGCGCUGUUGAACUUCCUCAGAUCAAUGAAGAAUUUUUCAGGGUGCUGACAACAGCACUUCGUGAGCACAGACUAAGACAGGGAGAAAAGAAAACAAGUGAAGAGAGUCUCACCAUAAGCAAAACAACCUCUGAAGGUAUGAAGGAGGAAAACGCACCCCUCACAAAGGAUGAAAGCAAAGACGAGGAUAAUUACUCGGAUCCUUUUGAUGAGUUUGGCUUUAACUUUGGGGACUUUGUGACUGUUGAUGAGAUUAGUGAGGAAAUGGAUGACACGCUGGUUGAAGACACCUCUGUUUCAUUAGAGUCGACAUCCAAAGAUGCAACAGGAGGGCAGAGCCUCGAUGUGUCCUCUGCUGCCAGUAAGACCUCAACAAGGUCUUCAAAAAACUGCAAGAGCUCAACUUCUUCCCCAUCCAAGUCUGAGAAGGGCAGUGACUCAUCUGUUAGUGGGGUUAAAACAUCUCCCUCCACUCCUUCUAAUUCUGUAAAAACUCCACCUUCCUCUGCUCAUAAAUCUCAGUCAAACAAGAGUAAGCCUCCCGUUAGGUCAUCAGAAACAUCAUCCUCUGGUCGAAGUACUCGUUCAGCAGCAACCAUCAAAUCAUCUGCAGGAACACAGCAGGUGGGUAAAAAGGAUGUAAAACCUAAAGAGAGUGCAGUGGCAAAGUCUGACCACCAGGCGUCAGCAGAGAGCUGUUCUGCAAAAACUGUUGAGUCAGAGUUGAGGAAAAAAACAUCGAAGAUUCAACCCACAGAGGGACGGAGCUCACAGAUCCAGAAUCUGAAGUCAGAUUUUAAAAAUGUCAAAGAGACGAAGAAAAACGAAGUGAAGGAUAAGAAAAAAGACAUGGCUGGAAAAAGCACAGAGGAGAAGAGGGGCAAUAAUGAGAAUACACAAAUCCUUGAUUCCUUCAAAGAAAAAUCUGAUGAGCAGAAAAAUAAGGAUGUCAAUCAAGACAGAAGAACGGAAAUUCAAAUAUCUGGACCUGAGCAGGACCAGCUCACUCAUCAGGGAGCUGAUAAUGACACCGGCCCAUCAGAUGAAUGCCAGGAAAUGGAAGUAGAUGAGUCCACCAAGCUGCAGGACGGUGCACUUAAAGAUCAGGCUGCCACAGCUGAUGAUGGAAAAGAAGUUCCCAUAACGACGCAGGUUUCUGAAAAGGGUGAGACUAAAGAAGCCCAGAGUUCUGAUGGGCCAUCGGUCAGAGAUACAUCUGAUAAAAACCAAGUGACAAGUGAAGAAACCAACCAGACUCCAAAUAGCAGUAGUGUAAAACAAAAAGAUGACAUCCUUUUAUCAAAGAGAGUCUGUGAAACCUCCAGAGAGGUUGGUCAGACCUCUAACGAAGACCACAAUGGCAGAAAAGACACUUUGAAAGACCAGAAACUUGUAGUUCCCACAGACCUUCUGCCUAAAGCAGAGGAUGAACCCACAGAUAAAGAGACUUACAAGGUCAUAGAUUCAUUGGACGAUCAACCCACAAAAACUGAGACGGAAUCAGAACGAGCAACAAAAGACAGUAAAAUCGUCUCUAGAGAUCUCAAACCAACUGGACAAGGUCAGUCAAAAAGCAAAACAUCUAAAGGUGAAAAAGAAAAAUCACCAAAGGAACAGGACAAAACAAAGCCCGCAGUACGAACAAAGGACAGCAAGACGGAGACAGGGAGUCUUGAGGAUUUUGAGGAAAUGGUCUAUAAAGUUGUGGACUCCAUUGAAGACGAUUCUGUUCAAGAACCCUCAACCACAAGGAGUUGUAGUAGGAGACGAACACCCAGGGGAAACAAAAAAGAUGAGAAGACAUCACCUCCUGUAGAAGAACCUAAGAAAUCUGAUGACAAAGAAGAGGAAGUGUUCACAGUUUUAGACUCUGUGGAAGAGGAAAGUCCCAGUAAAAAACCAGCGGUGACGAGAUCGACUAGAGGAAGAAGAGAAAACACAGCAAAGAAAGUUGAAGAAAGUACUAAAACAAAGCAAGACAAAACCCCCACAAGAAGGCGGCACACACCAGUCAGAGAUUCAAAAGACAAAGAAAAAGAGAAAACUCCCAAAAAAGAUGUUCCUCUUAAGGACAGUGCACCAACAAAGAAGAGUGACACUGGGGAGGCGGACGCUACUCAUCAGGAACUGGACAAUGUUGAGUAUGACCAACCAACUACACAGAAACCAAGAAGAGGAAGACCAAAGAAGGACAGUAAAACUAGUAAAAAACAAACUGAGGAAGAAAAAGAGCCUGUUUAUCAGAUUGUAGAUUCUCUAGAAGAUCAAGAGAAAAACAUGACGGUAGAAUCCAGUCUGCAGAAAGAAAGUAAGACAAACAUUGAAAUGGCUGCAGAUGACAACACAGUUUCCUCACAGAUAAAAUAUCCUAUUGGAGGGGAGGAUGAUGAAGCAGGGGGCGCUAGAGAGGAUCAACCUGCAGAAAAACAGAGGAGCACGUCAAAAAUAGACUUUAAGAAGGAAGAGGAGAGGAAAGAGUUGAUGGAAGUAGCUACUGAUGAGUCAGUGAUUCUACCUGAGAGAGGAGAGAAAGACGUGUCGGCUGCUGCGACUUACAACAGAGAGAUCACAGAGGAAGAAACUCGGGAGGUUGUUGCUCCUAAAGAGGCAGAAGAGGAUCGACGGGAAAAGCAGGGAACUCGGGAGCAAUCAGUGGGCCGUCUAAAGGAUUGGUCGAAUUCAGAUGAAGCCGGUAAAAACGACGAGAAAGAAGACAAAGAAGAAAACGUACAAACUUCAAACUCUUCUAAACGUAAACAUGACGACAACACAGUUGUUGAUGAACAGGAGAAAGAUUUCACCAAACCCGAAGCAAAGCGAUCCUGUUCUCUGUCUCCAAGUGUUCCUGUGGACUUCCAGCUGCCGCCAUUUGACCCCAGCAAUCCUCUGGGUGAGGAAUUUGUGGUUCCCAAGUCUGGAUUUUUCUGUAACUUGUGCUCCAUUUUUUAUUUGAACGAAAGCACCGCCAAGAAAAUCCACUGUAGCAGCCAGAAACAUUACAGCAACCUGCAGAAACAUUACCAGAAGCUAAAACUGAAAACUUCAUAAACAACGACAAUGUGUUCCGACUGAUCAAUUCACAACUGCACUUAAUUUUUCUAUAAGAGGAGAAACCAGAGACUUUCACCCAUUUCAUGUGUUCAUCAUUCACCAUGAUGCUAUCAGUCAGUUGAGAACAUUUUUUAAAUCUUUUUUCUUAAAUCUUUUAGAUUUUUUUGUGCUUUUCUUAGUUUUAGAUGCAAACACUGACAGACAUAUUCUAAAGUUUAAGUGGGAAGAAAAGAAACGAGCGUAGUUUCUUUUCGUUCUGGGAAAGUGGAAAAGUCUUUGAAUAAUAUUAUUUAGCCCUUUUUUGUAAAUGUAAUGUCCUUUCUUCUUGCCUUACUCCCUUAUUUCUUUUUUUUGUGACCUUCCUUCCUUUCUUGUUUUGUCUUUGGUUCUGCUGUACGUUUUUUUCCUUUCCCUCACUGUGCCCUAUUUUCUGUCUUUCUUCCAUUGUCAUCUUUCUUGUUUUUCCCUUCUAUGCAUUCUAUUUUCUGUCCUUCAUUCCUUUCUCCUUCUGUGUUGUCCACAUCUCUUUCUUCCUGUCUUUUCUUGUUUCCUGGCUUCUGCACUAAUUGGUACAGAAACUACUAGCUAGUAGUAACUAGUAGGUUGUUUGAAUCUAGUACUUGUUUGAUGCCUGUACCAACUACCUACUAGUACGAACUAGAAGCUAGUAACUACUAGCUAGUACCAACUAGCUUCAAACAAGCUAGUAGCUAGUAGAAGCUACUGUCUACCACUACCUAGUAGCUAAUAGUUGCAUCUAGCUAUUAGCUUCAAACUAUAAACUAUUAUAGAUUCUAGGCGCUACUUGCUAGUAGUAGCUUGUAGCUUCUGCUAGCUAGUUGUGUCUGAACUCUCCUGUUUUUCCAAAAUCCUUUCCUUGUUCUUUCCAUCCUUUUUUUAAAAAAAAAAUCUCCUUCAUUUCUUUAUAUUUUCUUCACAGGUUCUGUAUUUAAGCUCUGUUCAUUUCAGAAAUGUCAUCUAUAAAUUUAUUGAGAAGUUUAUUGUUUCAUAACUUAACUCAAAUAAAAACUUCAAAACUAAGAAAAAUGUAGUUUGGAGUUUUGUGAAUGAUGUGUUGAAUGCCUGAACAACAGUACUGAACUUAUUAAACAAUUUUUAUAUUUGACA